Hibiscus syriacus is the source of this 1848-nucleotide messenger RNA. RefSeq lists its product as uncharacterized. The coding region runs from base 1 to 1848 and encodes 615 amino acids. Lineage: Eukaryota; Viridiplantae; Streptophyta; Magnoliopsida; Malvales; Malvaceae. The record is from RefSeq and is a predicted model, not a curated record. The transcript has 4 exons.
AUGAAAAGGCUAAAGCCUUUGUUAAGGGAAUUCAACAAGAGUUAUUUUUCUGACAUCUCAAGUAGAGUGAUUGCUAAGAGAGCUGAACUGGAAUCGAUUCAGAUUUAUAAUCUUGGCCAUGUUGAUCGUAGAAGAGUGGCUGAAGAGAAAAUGGUUCAGGCAGAAUUAAUUGAAUUGGAAACUGCAGAAUCUGAGUUCUAUAGACAAAAAGCAAAAGCUCACUGGUUGAAGGAAGGCGACAUGAGUACUAAAUUUUUUCAUCAAAGAGUUGAGUCAAAUAAGAAAAAGAAUACUAUCAUAAUGAUCAAAGAUGAGAAUGGGGAGUUCCAUGAAUCUUUUGAUGGCAUCGCUUCUGAACUUGUUAAUUUUUUCAAGGGUCUCAUUGGCACACCUGACCCUUUGGUGAAGGGCUGUUCUGUAGAAUGGCUGAAAUCCCUGUUGGAUUACUCCUUGCCUGAUGGAGCUGAUGUAUCCCUUGUUGGUGAGAUCACAGAUAAGGAGAUUAAGGAAGCACUUUUCAUACAGGAAAAGGAUAAAAGCCCAGGGCCAGAUGGUUACACUUCUUGGUUUUUCAAGGUAGCAUGGGAGAUUGUUUGUAAAGAUUUUUUGAAUGCUAUAAGGUAUUCUAUUUCUUUAAACGGUAGUUUGGUAGGGUAUUUUUUGGGAGCAAGAGGAGUGAGGCAAGGAGAUCCAUUGUCUCCUUACCUCUUUGUUAUUGUAAUGAAUGUGCUUUCAGUUCUGCUGAAUGUUGCUGCAAGGGAUUGUGUAUUUAGGUUUCAUCCAAAGUGGAAGAAAAUUUGUCUUACCCACCUUUGUUUUGCUGAUGAUCUGCUCCUGUUCUGCCAUGGGUCUCUUGAUUCUGUUAUGGGGGUUGUUAGCAUUCUUGAUAGGUUUUAUGAACUUUCUGGUUUAAGAUUAAAUGCUAUGAAAUCUGAGUUUUUUGCUUGUGGGGUGUCUGUGAAUAGUCUGUUGCAGAUUCGAUUAGCUACUAGCUUUAAAAUUAGCCAGCUACCUGUUAGAUACCUAGGAGUGCCUUUGGUUACUCAGAAACUUACAAGUAGGGACUGCUCGGCUUUACUUAUUAAAAUUAAGAGCAGAAUUGAUGUUUGGUCUAGCAUGCACCUAAGCUUUGGGGGGAGACUUCAGCUUGUUAAAUCUGUUCUGUUUAGCAUCUUUGGCUAUUGGAGUAGACAGCUGGUCUUGCCAAAAGGUGUUAUUAAGGACAUCGAAAAGCUUUGUGGUAUGGGCCAGAGGAAGUUAACUGAUUGGAGCAAGGCUUGUUGCCUUAUGCUUGUUAGGAAAAUCCUUGUUGAUGAUGGUUCCUUGUGGAUUGCAUGGAUCAAAGGUUAUUGCUUCAAAACUAUGGAUUAUUGGAAUGUUGGUUGCAAAACCCAUUUUAGCUGGAUUCUCAGAAAAUUGCUAAAGUUAAGGGAUGAAGCUAGGAGACUGUUCUGGUCUGCUAUCAAUUUGACACGGAUCAAAGAUGGUUGGAUCUGGGAUAAUGUUUGUGAUAGGAGGGACAAAGUUGAUUGGCAUAGACUUAUCUGGUUUGCAGCUCAUAUUCCCAAAUUUUCUAUUAUAGCUUGGAUGGUGAUUCUUGAUAGGCUGCCAACAAAGGACAUAUUAGUCAGAUUUGGCAUGGUGACUGAUAACGUAUGUGGGUUAUGUGGUGUUGGACAGGAAUCCAGUAAUCAUCUCUUCCUGGAAUGUUCUUAUGCAACAGAGGUUUGGGGUGCUAUUUUGCAAGCUUGUGGGCUUCAGCUUCAGGUGCUGCACUGUUGGAAUGACGCUUUGCGCUGGCUGAUAUUGAAUUUGAAAGCAGCUUGUUGUUUUCUUUCGGAUGAAUAA